Varanus komodoensis (Komodo dragon) is the source of this 3757-nucleotide messenger RNA. RefSeq names its product acetoacetyl-CoA synthetase (gene AACS). Gene Ontology annotation, cellular component: cytosol. Gene Ontology annotation, molecular function: acetoacetate-CoA ligase activity. Gene Ontology annotation, biological process: lipid metabolic process; positive regulation of insulin secretion. Bases 6 to 2009 code for a protein of 667 amino acids. The record is from RefSeq and is a predicted model, not a curated record. The transcript has 18 exons. Lineage: Eukaryota; Metazoa; Chordata; Lepidosauria; Squamata; Varanidae.
UCGCCAUGUCCGGGGAGCUGGAGAUCAUGGAGUCGCAGGUGAUGUGGGAGCCGGACUCCAAGCGCAACACCAGUAUGGACCAGUUCCGGGCAGCGGUGGCCGCUGCCUACGGGAUCCGCCUGGCCAACUACAGUGAGUUGUACCACUGGUCAGUAGAACACUAUCCAGAUUUCUGGGCAGAAUUUUGGAAUUUCAGUGGGAUUGUCUUCUCCCGUUUGUAUGAUGAGGUGAUUGAUCCUUCCAAAGGCAUCGCAGAUGUUCCGGAGUGGUUUAAAGGCAGCCGGUUGAACUACGCGGAAAACCUCCUGAAGCACAAAGAGAACGACAAAAUCGCGCUCUAUGCUGCACAGGAAGGCAAGGAAGAGGUCCUGAAGGUGACGUUCGAGGAGCUGAGGAAGCAGGUCGCGGUGUACGCUGCGGCCAUGAGGAAGAUGGGCGUCAAGACUGGAGACAGAGUUGUGGGUUACCUGCCAAACGGCAUCCAUGCGGUAGAAGCCAUGCUGGCCACAGCAAGCAUCGGCGCGAUCUGGAGUGCGACCUCGCCGGACUUUGGCAUCAACGGUGUCCUGGACAGAUUUUCCCAAAUUCAGCCCAAGUUGAUCUUCUCUAUCGAGGCUGUCAUUUAUAACGGGAAGAAGCACAACCACCUGGAAAAGCUCCAGAACGUCGUAAAAGGACUUCCGGACCUAAAGAAAGUUGUGGUGAUCCCCUACGUUUCCUCGAGAGAAUUGAUAGACAUUUCCAAAAUUCCACACAGCGUCUUUCUAGAAGAUUUCCUGGCAGCGGGCAAGGGAGACCAAGCUCCUCAGCUGGAAUUUGAGCAGCUUCCCUUCAGCCACCCUCUUUUUAUCAUGUAUUCAUCUGGCACGACGGGGGCUCCCAAGUGCAUGGUGCAUUCUGCGGGGGGAACACUGAUCCAGCACUUAAAGGAGCACAUUCUCCAUGGCAACAUGACCAGCAAUGAUAACAUCAUGUACUACACGACGACCGGUUGGAUGAUGUGGAAUUGGCUGGUGUCUGCUCUGGCCGUGGGUGCCUCGGUGGUCCUCUACGACGGCUCGCCCCUCGUUCCGAGCCCCAGCGUCCUGUGGGAUCUGGUCGACCGACUGGGGAUCACUAUCCUUGGGACUGGCGCUAAAUGGUUAGCGGUGCUGGAAGAGAAGAACCUUAAACCCUGUGAAACUCACAACCUUCAGACGCUGCACACCAUCUUGUCGACUGGGUCACCUCUCAAGCCGCAGAGCUACGAAUACGUCUACAAGCACAUAAAGAGCAGUGUCCUUCUCGGGUCUAUCUCAGGUGGCACAGAUAUUGUUUCCUGCUUCAUGGGCCAGAACAUGUCCAUUCCUGUUUACAAAGGUGAGAUCCAGGCACGGAAUCUUGGAAUGGCAGUGGAAGCUUGGAAUGAUGAAGGCAAGCCAGUCUGGGGGGAAAGUGGAGAGCUGGUUUGCACCCGGCCCAUGCCUUGUCAGCCGACACACUUUUGGAAUGACGAGAACGGAAGCAAAUAUAGGAAGGCGUAUUUUUCAAAAUAUCCAGGUGUUUGGGCUCACGGUGACUAUUGCAAAAUCAACCCCAAGACGGGAGGGAUCGUCAUGCUUGGUCGCAGCGAUGGCACGCUGAAUCCGAGCGGAGUGAGGUUUGGCAGUUCGGAGAUCUAUAAUAUAGUGGAAGCCUUUGAGGAGGUCUCCGACAGCCUCUGUGUCCCCCAGUACAACAAGGAUGGUGAAGAACGGGUGAUUCUCUUCCUGAAGAUGGCCACGGACCAGAAGUUCAGCCCAGAUUUGGUGAAACGGAUCAGGGAGGCCAUCCGCGCCGCACUCUCGGCCCGGCAUGUUCCCAGCCUCAUCCUAGAAACCGAAGGCAUUCCGUACACAAUCAACGGGAAGAAGGUUGAAGUGGCUGUCAAGCAGAUCAUUGCUGGGAAGGAGGUGGCUCAGCGCGGCAUCUUCUCCAACCCAGAGUCGCUGGACCUUUACCGAAAUAUCCCCGAACUCCAAGACUACUGAAGGAACUGGCCUUCUCUUGGUGCUUGUACAUGUGUGUGUCUGGUUUUGUAUCAUGUAUAUAAUAUGUAUAUGGAUCCUGUAUGUAAAAGAAACUUAUUUAAGUGACGGUGUUUCCUUUAAAAGGAGAAAUACGGUUUUGUUUUGUUUGGCCAAGUGUUUCACGGAUGGGCUUUCCGGGGAGGAGCCGUGAGGCACCUUUUGGCUCUUGUCGUCGUUGCUCUUCCUCCAAACCUAGACAAGCUUCGCCUCCUUUUAAAUAACUGGAUACUACACAAACUUUUUAUAACAUACUAAAUGCAUGUCUUCUGGUUUGAAUUUUAUCUCGAAAACCUAAGGGAAGAGGGUGAGAUGGCCACACAGGUAGUAAACCAUAUUCCAUUUGCGUAGAGUUACUUUUUCGGCUGUUGUGCCAAGGAUUCUGGGAAACUUGACCUGCCUGCUCAGUGGGAAGGCCACGAAAGGGCAGAGGUGUGCUCUUGGAUCAGGCGCUUCAGCCCGAGCCGGCUCUCUGGGAAAGCUGAGGGUGCGUCCUGGACCACAUCCCAGAAUCCUUUGCAACACGCAGGGCCCUGUGGUUGGCACUCUGUGUGCAAAAUGUGUCCCGAAGCAGGGAGUUCUGAAAAGCGCUGGCUUGAAGUCUCCCAUUCAGUUCCUGAGAUCUUCACGUGGCUUUAAAAAUAGAGAGCUGGACGACUCUGGUCCGGGCUUAACCUUUUUUUAAAAAGUGAAAGCGUGAGAGAAGCGAGUGCAGUUUUGCUUUUUUCUCUGCUGCUGUGCUAAAUGAGUCUUGCCACCCACUGCUAAGUGUGAAUGGGGUCGGCCCUCGUCAGGGCCUGUCACGCCAGCCUGCCCUCGUGAUCCGCAGGACCGGUUAGUCGUGGCCUGCCGACAGGCUGUUGCUUCUGCACGGGGGUCGUGUUCCUCCCUCGGACUGGCGUCAGUUUUGGCUGCUCCAUCAACCCAGUGCCGAAUUUGGAGGGGGGGAAGGAGGCGGUGCCGAAAGCGUGGCUGCGGUUUUCUGAUGCGUGUGUGUUUUUAAAGGAGCUUGUUUAUUUUUUUACGUGAAGGAAGUAGGUCUCCUUCCAUGUGCACGAGUCACUUGCACUAUGCAGAGCCUGGGAUAGGAAUUACAGGCCCAUCUGGAGGGCGUGGGCUGGUGAGCACCAGUCCUUUGCGGGAGCCAUAUUAACUGGGCAGGAGCCAACUCCGCAUAGACUCUGCCCUAAACAACAGGUGCGUCAGCUCUCUCUCCUCAGCUCCAGCUUCAGGGGAGCUUUGAUGGAAGAACAGACUCCCCCAUGCCCGUAUGAUGCAUUGCAUGUCCGAGAUGGGAGCACUCCCCCUUGUCUCCUGGAACCCCAGUGAGUUUUGUGUUUUUGCCAAUGUGUGUAACCUACUUUUACUUCCUUAACAAACAAACAAACCUAAAGCUGAUCUUUGGUGGUGACAAGGGACGUAAAAGAUCUGAAGUGGUUUCUUGGUGCUUGUCUUGGUCUUGGUUUUUAAAGGGAUCCUCUUCCCACCCCUAGUAAUGCAAACAAGGUGCUAGAAACACAGGGAGUCAUCACCGUUGUGGUGCUUGUGAAGAACAGUCCCGUUGCGAGAACCAUGCUGGAAAAGGGUUUGGUCUUCGGGCAACCUGUGUGUUACGGUGGGUAGAGGCUGUUGGGGAUCUUUUUCGAAUCAUGGUGUUGCACAAGUUCAAUGCUAUUUCAAGGGAUUUAAACUUAAUAAAAUGCGGAAUGAUU